AUGUUAGAGACAUAUUUAUCCGGUUACGAUGUCAUUCUUGGUAGUUCAUCACCUAGAAGAUACGAAAUUGUUCACGAUAACUUAGGGCUACAAACAUUCAAGGUUAUAGUACCGGAAUUUGAAGAAAAUUUAGAUAAACAAAACUAUCUAAAUAGACCAAUUGACUACGUUCGUGAUACUAGUAGAUAUAAAGCUGAAGGUAUUUUAGAUGGAUUGAAAGAAGAAUGUAAAUUAAAGGAACAUAAUUCCAGUAAACCGAUAAUAGUAGUUUGUGCAGAUACUGUGAUAAUUGAUAAAGACAACAAGAUUUAUGAGAAACCUAAAUCAUCUGAAGAUCAAUUCAAUAAUCUUAAAAAGUAUUGCUAUUCAAAUGAAAUCUUUAGUGUUAUCACUGGUGUCACAUUAAUCUUAUUUGAUCCCUACAUCAGUCAACAUAAAAUGUUGGCAUUCGAUGAUAAAACUGACUUAUAUUUCGAUUCCAGUGUACCAACCGAACUAAUUGACUAUUAUGUCAAAUCUGGAGAAGGCAUGAACGCUGCAGGUGGAUUCAAAAUCCAAGACACCAGCGGUUCAUUCAUAAAAAAAAUCGAAGGUGAUUUCUAUAAUGUCAUCGGGUUGCCUCUUAACAAGACAGUGAUGAACAUUUUCAAACUAAUAAACUAA
This is a messenger RNA of Tetrapisispora phaffii CBS 4417, 663 nucleotides long. Its product is annotated as nucleotide diphosphatase. The record is from RefSeq and is a predicted model, not a curated record. NCBI's taxonomy places the organism in Eukaryota, Fungi, Ascomycota, Saccharomycetes, Saccharomycetales, Saccharomycetaceae. Bases 1 to 663 code for a protein of 220 amino acids. The transcript has a single exon. Gene Ontology annotation, molecular function: nucleoside triphosphate diphosphatase activity.